Molecule: messenger RNA, 1294 nt
Organism: Aspergillus uvarum CBS 121591
Lineage: Eukaryota; Fungi; Ascomycota; Eurotiomycetes; Eurotiales; Aspergillaceae
Exons: 2
Coding region: 79-1230 (383 amino acids)
Source: RefSeq, a predicted model, not a curated record
AAGAACUCAAUGGCACUCCCUCUCGCCUAGAUUCGGAAAGGCUUGGAUGGUCCAGGUUAGCAGCAAGCAGUUGCUACGAUGUUAUCCCCAUCUCUGCGGCGGGGAGCACCUCUUCCCUUCGGCUUUGUAGCCGAUGUCCUCUUUCACAUCAUUAUCAGCGGCGAGGUGAACACGAUACUGAGCCUCUGUCGGCUGAAUAAGGCCACCUAUGAGACCAUCAAGAUCCUCGAGCCGCAUAUCUGUACCUGGUUUAUGCGAUGCCACGGCAUUGACGCCUUCGAUCCCAUCCUCACCAUGAGCCCGUGGACUGGGGAGCAGACCCCGUUGACGAUUCACACUCUGGUCCGGUUUCUCCAUCGACAUAACAUCGCCCGAGACUUAUCGCGACAUCUUGUGCCCUCCGUAUGGGGCCCCUUCUGCGAGGAAGACAGCACGGAGAUGAAUUUCGAGGCAGAAUUACGGCUGGCGCAACGGCUGGAACGGGGCUUACACGUUCUGUUUCAUAUGGCCGAUAUUGCGCGGGAUACGGAGAGGCUCAUGCCGCCGAAGAAACCCCUGGCGCCAGUGGUCAGCGGGCGGCUGUUUGUUCUGGGCAAGAUGCUGGACGAGUACGACGAGCUUCCGCCGCAGAGACGAAAGAUGAUGACCUUCGAAGAAUACACCAACCAUGUGUACACCGUGUUGAAAUGGGGCUAUGUGGAAGCCGACGUGGGCAGACGCCGACUUGAAUUCCGCGGCUGGCUCGACGAGCAGACCGAGAUCGACUUCCACGCGGCGCUGCGGAUGUUGCGGGAGCUGAUGGAACGCAUGCUCCUCCGCCACGGCCCGAAGGACUGGCACCGGGACGCACGGAACGAAUACAGCGUCAUCUCGUGGUUCAUCCUGAAGCAACCUCCGCGGUCCCUGGCGAAGUUGUUCCUGGAUCCGCAGAACGAAUGCUGUGAGCUGGACGUGAAAGGUGCGGAUUGCGGAGCCGUCAGGAAGUGCCAUUUCUCCGACCCGCUGGAUAAUUACUGGAAAGCGUGGAAGAAUGUCCCCGACCUCGGCUGCCAGGACUGUGACUGCAAGCGGCGCGUCCGCAGCUGGAGCGUGAAACCGGCCCUGAUCGAUGCCCGAGGACGGGAGUUCAACCGCUGUGCGGAGCGAUACCUGAGGGAGAUGUGGGGCCAGCGCCACGUUGGCCUCCAUCGUGCUUUCACUCUGGGGGUUUUCAGUGCGGUAAUAGGGUAGCAGGAGUUCACAUGUUUGGUAUGGUUUGUGCGAUAGACCUGGUGUCAGGUAGCAAGAAUGCCAC